Molecule: messenger RNA, 1662 nt
Organism: Dermatophagoides pteronyssinus (European house dust mite)
Lineage: Eukaryota; Metazoa; Arthropoda; Arachnida; Sarcoptiformes; Pyroglyphidae
Biological process (GO): centrosome duplication; spindle assembly
Cellular component (GO): nucleus; spindle; centrosome
Source: RefSeq, a predicted model, not a curated record
AAACUCAUUUUAUUUUACUCAAAAAAAAACUUUAUAGUUUCAGCUCAAACUGGAAAAAUUUUAUAAAAUUUUUUGAAAAAAAUAAAGAGGAAUUUCACACUAUUUAUACAUUUUUUUGCCAACUUAGGUGGAUUGAGGUGAAUGAAAUGUUGCCACUGCAGUGGUAAAUUCGAAAUCUCCAAAACAUGGAUAGUUUGGCAGAAUUAUUUUCAUCAUUAAAUCUUUAUGGUGAUAAUCACCAAGACGAUCAAGUAAUCGAAGCAAAAUGUAUGCAAAUGUGUCCGUCAAAAGAAAUGCUGUUCCGAGAGAAAAAUGGUCUGCUACAUAGAAUGGAAUUGAUUAAUCCAAACGAAUGGUCAUUGUAUCAGAAGAAUAGGAAAAACAAUGAUCAUCGAAAAAUAUCAUUUACUAAUGCUCAAAAAUCAGUCAAACAAUAUCAACGUUCAAGUGCUGGAAAAGAAAUUGUUAUAUCAGAAAACAUUCGUCCUACUUUUGUUUUGAAAAAAACUGUCGAUUAUCUUAUCAACGAUUGUUUCUAUACAAAAUUCUUCAAUUGUGACAAUAAUGAAUCGAAUAUUCGGGAACAGUUUGGUAUUUAUUAUGAUUUUGUUUUUGAUAGAUUAAGAUCUGUUCGUCAAGAUAUGAUCAUUCAACGAGGUUUUGAUUCGAAUUGUCUUUACAUAUUGGAACGUUGUAUUGAAUUUUAUAUUUAUUCUCAUUUUGUUUGGAUUCAUAUUAGCCAAUCCUCAUCAAUAACGACAAAUAAUAGAUAUUUUGACGCUCAUCUUAAUGAAACUCAUUUUAAAGAUUGUCUGAAUCUAUUGAUUGUUUACUAUGAUCAUUUUGACAAAAUAUUAUUUUCUCGUUGGCGAUGUCGUUUUGAAAUGAUUUAUUUGUUAUAUAAUCUUCGUCCAGAAUUUGAAAAUCAUACUUUUAAUCGUUAUCGUAAAUUAAGACUUGAUAAAAAUUUAAAUCAAAUGUUAAAACUUGAACAAUUCAAAAUAAUCAAAAAUUUUAUUUAUAACUUUUUAAUUGGUAAUCAUAUACAAAUUCUUCGUAAAAUCAUUAUGUUACAAAGUAAAUAUAAACUUUUUUGUUGUUCAUUUUUUAUCACAAAUCUUCCAUAUCAUCAUUUGGAAUUGUUGAAAUCUAUUUCAUUGGCUUAUCGUUCGCCUACUACACGAUUACCAUUGUCGAUAUUAACAGAAUGGUUUUGUCCAACAACUACAACAACACAAGAUUACAAUGAAAAUGUUGUUUUUGUUGAAAAUCUUUUUCGCAGAUAUGAAAUUCCAAUCGAAUUGAAACGUGUAGAUUAUUUUGAUUGUGAUGAGAAGAAAAUCCACGAUAAUGAUGAACGAUUUGUUGUUAUAAAUAAAAAAUUUGUCAACAUUACUGAAUGGACACAAUCAACACAACGGCCACUAAAAUGGUUAACUGUUAAUUCAUUACCAGAUUGUUAUAAAAAAAUUUUACAAUAAAAAGGUUCUUCAAAUGUUUCUAUCCUUUUUUUGAUGUUUAAUUUGAUUAAAAUUUUUUCGUUAUGUAAAUAAAAAGAGUUUUUUUCUGUCAAAUUUUUGUUUGAAAAGUUUUUUUUUAAAAAAAGAAAAUUCGUUGCAUUUGUCAUCACAUUAGUACCAUGACUGUGACCAAUCAAAAUAA